UUCAGUUUACCAAACUCUAUUAAAUUUAAAAUUUGUGUAAUCGUUUUUAUUUAGAAUAAAUGAGAUUUAAAUAAUUCGAGCGCAAAUUUAAAAAAUGUGGCCAAUUUCAUAAUUUUAAAUUCAAUACAUUAUGCAAAGAGAAAAUGUCAACGUCAUUCACGUUCGUGUAUUUAUCUUCUCGGUAGCAAAAAAUUAGCAGUGGAAAUAAACAGAUGGUUUUUGAUAAAUUCAAAUGUGAAAUCUUGAGUUUUUCAAGUUAUGUUCUUCAAUAUGGAAAAUUUUAAUACGAAAAAUACACAGAAGUAUGAAAGUAGGCAAGAGUAUGUAGAUAAACUAAAACAGUGGUUGGACGAAGCUAGGUUAUGGCAUGGAUUUUGUGCGAGCUUCCCAUAUUACACAAAUUUGCAAAGCCAAACAGAAAAUAAUACUUGGAAUGUAGCAUAUUUAAACCGAAUUGGUCACGGUAAUAGAAGAAAUCCAAAUACUCCAGUAUUUCAGCCUGGUAUACACGAAUUUGUCAUACCGCCACUAUGGAAAAGGAUCGUGGCCGAAUUCUUAGAUUUCCUUAUUCUUCUGUUAAUAAAAAUGGUUGUAACCUUUGUAAUAAUUGAAUGUUUUUAUGUCCUAAGCAUAGAAAACUACAGAUUUGACUCAUUUAAGAAAAAUUUACAAGACCCAAAAAUUGCCAUGCAGAUGUCUGUUGAAAUUUUAACACUAGAACUACUACACCGUUUCAUAGUGUGUUGUUACGAAGUGUAUUGGUUAAAAGGGGGUUCAUGUGCUACUCCAGGCAAAAAAUAUAUGGGUUUAAUGGUAAUUCAAGUUGAGAAUAUUACACCAUUGCCAGGGCAGUCAGACGACGUUGUAAGAGUGAGCCCAUGUUUACCACUUGGUAUGCAAAAAGCUAUUAUUCGGGCUGUAUUAAAAAAUGUAUUUCUUGGUGUAAUGUUGCCCAUGUGUUUUACAUUGUAUGUAUUCAGAUAUAAUCGCACUGGUUAUGACGCAAUGAGUAGUAGUUUAGUUGUAGAAUGUAAUCCCCAAAUUCAGUUUCACAUUCAGUGACCAUAAUACAUAUCAAUACUGGACGCAAA
Messenger RNA from Tribolium madens (black flour beetle), 1091 nucleotides. RefSeq names its product protein FAM8A1. The transcript is spliced from 4 exons. The record is from RefSeq and is a predicted model, not a curated record. NCBI's taxonomy places the organism in Eukaryota, Metazoa, Arthropoda, Insecta, Coleoptera, Tenebrionidae. The coding region runs from base 259 to 1062 and encodes 267 amino acids.